Molecule: messenger RNA, 1710 nt
Organism: Striga hermonthica
Lineage: Eukaryota; Viridiplantae; Streptophyta; Magnoliopsida; Lamiales; Orobanchaceae
Source: the annotation of a GenBank genome assembly
AUGGAAAAUCAAAGCCAAUCACAAAAAACCACCAAAACUAGCCGCAGAAAAAUCCUCAUCCUAUCCGCCGCCGCAUCUCUACUGCUAGCUGCCGCCGUUUCCGUCGCCGCCAUCCUCUCCGGCAGCACCUCCGCCGCCGUCUCCGUCCACCACGAAGUGGUCCGGUCCACCUGCGCCGCCACCCUCUACCCCGACCUCUGCUUCUCCACCAUCCAGGCGGCGGCGCCCGCCGCCGGCGCCAUCCGCACCGCCAAGGACGUCCUCUUUGCCGCCCUCAACUACACCAUCUACACGGUGGAGCGGAAUUACUUCACCGUCCGGAGCACCGGCAGCCGGCGGCGAUCGUACCUGACGGCGCGUGAGGUCGGCGCACUCCACGACUGCCUGGAGGUCAUUGGCGACACCCUGGCAGAGCUCCGGGAGAGCGAGGCGGAGCUCCGGGACUUCGGGUACCGGAACUACUCCCUGCCGGAGCACCGUGACCACCUCAUCACCCUCCUCAGCGCCGCCCAGACCAACCAGGAGUCGUGCCUCGACGGCUUCUCCCACGACGGCGCUGACAAGAAAAUCCGGCGGUCGCUCGAGGCCGGGCAGCGGCACGUCUUCAAGCUUGUUUCCAACGUCAUGGCCAUCAUCGCUAACCUCUCCGACACCGAGGCGGCAGUGACCGGCGGACGUCCGGAGAGGAACCUCGCCGGCAUCGAUGGGGAGUGGCCGGAGUGGCUGUCGGCGGGGGACAGGCGGCUGCUGCAGGCGGGUACAGUGCCGGCGGACUUGACGGUGGCGGCAGACGGGAGCGGAAACUACCGGACGGUAGCGGCGGCGGUGGCUGCAGCGCCGUCGGGAAGCAGCCGGAGGUUCGUGAUAAGGAUAAGGGCUGGCGUGUACCGGGAGAAUGUGGAGAUUCCAAGGGGAAAGACGAAUUUGAUGUUCGUUGGAGAUGGGCGGACGACCACCAUUAUUACGGCCAGUCGGAGCGUGGUUGGCGGCAGCACCACCUUUAACUCCGCCACCGUUGCCGUGAUCGGGACCGGCUUCUUGGCUCGAGACAUCACGUUCCAGAACACGGCGGGGCCCUCCAACCACCAAGCGGUGGCCCUACGUGUGAAUGCGGACCUCGUGGCCUUCUAUCGGUGCGACAUGUUGGCAUACCAGGACACGUUGUACGUCCACUCUCUCCGCCAGUUCUACUCCGGUUGCAUCAUCGCCGGCACCGUUGACUUCAUCUUCGGCAACGCUGCCGCAGUUUUCCAAGACUGCGACAUCCACGCCCGCCGCCCAAACCCUGGCCAGAGCAACAUGGUCACUGCCCAGGGCCGGGACGACCCCAACCAGAACACCGGGAUCGUCAUCCACCGGUGUCGGAUCGGGGCCACCUCCGACCUCCGGCCUGUGCAGUCGAGCUUCCCGACCUAUCUCGGCCGGCCCUGGCAGGAGUACUCUAGGACCGUAGUCAUGCAAACGGAGAUCAGCAACGUGAUCCAGCCUGCUGGUUGGUACGAGUGGAACGGAAACUUCGCACUCGACACUUUGUUCUACGCGGAGUAUGCUAACACGGGGGCCGGGGCCGGGACCGCCAACAGGGUGACGUGGAGGGGGUUUAGGGUUCUGAGGAGCGCCUCGGAGGCCGAGCCGUUCACGGUCGGGAGGUUUAUUGCGGGCGGGAGCUGGCUGGCGGCGACGGGCUUUCCACACAGGCUCGGGCUUUGA